ACUCCUAGGUCCUCCCAUCCAACGUGAGUUCCUUCGUCCCUGUCAGACGAGCCAGCAAGAGCUGACUUCAACCAUGAAGCUGCUGAGAGUCCUCGUGCUGGUUGCCCUCCCUCUUUACUGCCUUGCAGGUUCUGGAUGCUUACUCUUAGAAGAAGCGAUUAACAAAACAAUCGAUUCUCAAGUGAGCAUAGAUGAAUACCAAAACUUCCUUCAACCUUUCACAUAUGGUCUUGAAACUAACGAAGCCAUAGCAGAGCUGAAGCAAUGUUUUCUCCAGCAGUCGGAUGAAACUCGGAGCAAUUUUGCAUUGAUGAUGGUAACUAUGGUUUCUCCUGAUGUGCUUUCAAACCAGUGGACAGGGACGAGCAGGCUCUAAGCUUGUCACUCAUUAUGCCACAUUAUUCUGACCUUAAAUCAAACACCGACUUUCAUGGAUACCAGAUGUAUGUGGACAAACCCAGGAAGCCAUAGGAGAAGACAUGUUUGUCUUUCAAGAUUUUCCUUUGUCACAGAGAGCUGAAAAUCUGA
Messenger RNA from Canis lupus familiaris (dog), 528 nucleotides. It is a transcript of the gene SCGB2A2, whose product is annotated as secretoglobin family 2A member 2. The transcript is spliced from 2 exons. The record is from RefSeq and is a predicted model, not a curated record. The coding region runs from base 74 to 376 and encodes 100 amino acids. Gene Ontology annotation, biological process: androgen receptor signaling pathway. Lineage: Eukaryota; Metazoa; Chordata; Mammalia; Carnivora; Canidae.